CGGCGGCGAGAGGGCAGACAAACUGGUCGCUUUUUGCGCGUAAUUUGGGCGGCAUUUACGCUAUGCCCCUUUUCUGGCGCAAGGCAGGGUCAUUAAUAGAGACAUUUACGGUCUGUUUGCGCGCAAUAUGAACCACGGCCGCGAGAGGGGAGUUCGCAAAGACAUAUUUGGGUUGCAUGCGCAUCAUCCCGGCCCCAUGCCUCAAAAAGCCCCAGCUUGCCAAUCAUGUGCAUAUAGCGCGCCUCUAUUCUGACUGUGCAAUUGGUAACACCAGGUUGGCGCUGUAUAGCGCGUAUCCAGUUGUGUUGUUGCCCUGUAUUGCGCCUGCCUGUGGCGCCGCUCAACGCCAAGCAGCUUUGCCGCGCGCCGGCGGCUGUAAGAUUCCGUCACAUUUGAACAGGGUUGCAGCUAUGGGCGCACCUUUGGACGUGGAGGCUGGGGGCGCAAACGGAAAUGGCGACAAGGCUCAGAACUAUGUACGCGAGAAGUCCUUCGCGCCUCAGGGCAUGCGCAUCAUCUUCAAGGACCUGGACUACCACGUGCCCAGCAACACCCAGAAGGGCGUGCGCGCCUACCUGCUGAAGAAGGUGUCGGGCUUCUUCGAGGCGCACCAGAUGGCGGCCCUGAUGGGCCCCAGUGGCAGCGGCAAGACCACGCUGCUGGACGUGCUGGCGGGGCGCAAGACGGAGGGCAAGACCGAGGGCACCAUCGCCUUCGCCGGCCAGAAGCCCACGCCGCAGUUCCUGCGCCGGUACACCGGAUACGUGGAGCAGUUUGACACGCUGCUGGGCAGCCUGAGUGUGUACGAGAUGUUGCUGUACACGGCGGAGCUGAAGCGCUCCACGCAGGAGCCGCUGGAGGAGAAGAAGGCGGCGGUGGAGGAGCUGCUCACCAAGCUGAGCCUGCAGAGGUGCAGGGACGUCAAGAUCGGCAACGCCAUGGCCAAGGGCAUCAGUGGCGGCCAGGCCAAGCGCACCAACAUCGGCAUCGCGCUCAUCACCAACCCCCGCGUGCUGUUCCUGGACGAGCCCACCUCCGGCCUGGACAGCUUCACAUCCAACGAGGUGAUGACCAUGGUCAAGACGCUCACGUCUGACGGCGUGACCAUCUGCGCCACCAUCCACUCCCCCACCAGCUACUGCUUCAGCCUGUUCGACAGCCUCAUCAUGAUGGUCAAGGGCCGGGUGGUGUACUUCGGGCCGCGCGGCCACAACGCCAUCGAGUUCGCCCAGAGCGCCUGCCCGCAGGUCAAGGAGUUCCUGCCCGGCUACAACGACGCCGAGUACCUGGUGGACCUGGUCACGGAGGCCGACAUCGCGGGCCACUCGGACGUGUUCGCGGACCACUACGCCAACAGCGACCUGGCCAAGGAGAACGGCGCCAAGAUCGACAGCUUCCUCACCGAGAGCUCCGACGUGCUGCCCGAGCACAUCCAGAAGGAGCUGGCUGUCCGCUCCGCCACCGUGACCCCCUGGUGGUGGGGCCUCAAGACGCUGGUCAAGUACCGCACCUCCAAGAACUACCGCGACGGCGAGUUCCUGGGGCCGCGCAUCGGCGACAAGAUCAUGAUCAGUCUGCUGAUCAUGACCCUGUACCUGGGUGUGGGCGACGAGUUCAACGACUCCAACUACAUCAACAUCGCCGCCGUGCUGUUCAUGUGGUGCACCCUGCCCGCCUUCGGAGCCGCCGCCUACGUGCCGGCGCUGGUGCUGGAGCGCAACCUGUUUACUCGCGAGCGCAAUGACGGUCUGUACCUGGUGGUGACCUACCUGCUGUCCAAGAUGGUGGACGAGCUGCUGCUGGCGGGGCUGGCCAGCCUGGGCAUCAGCGCCUACGUGUUCUACGGCAUCCAGCUGCAGGGCCAGUGGGUCACCUUCUGGCUCAUCUACUACAUCACCCUGUCCAACGGCAUUGUGCUGGCCUACUUCAUCGCCGCCAUCAGCCCCAACCUGGACGUGGCCAACGCGCUGCUGCCCACCUACGUGGUGACGCUGCUGUUCUUCGGCGGCUUCCUGUUCCGCUUCCACGAGAUGCCGCCCUGGUGGAAGUGGUACAGCUACAUCGACUUCCUGCGCUACAGCUGGGGCAGCCUCAUGGUCAACCAGUUCACGGGACCCAUGGGCGACCCGGCCUGGAUGGGCUCCACCGUCCUCAACUACUACUCUCUGGGCGAGGUGGACAAGUGGACCUACAUGGGCUACCUGGCGCUGUUCUUCAUCGUGUUCUUCCUGCUGGCGCUCAUCACCAUGACCUUCAAGAAGUACCAGAGCAGGUAGAGGGCGAGCAGGACCAGGAGGAGGAGGAGCAGCCGUUGAGGAAGAGGAGCUGGAGGAGGAGGAGGAGCAGCUGUGGAGGGGCAGCAGCGCGCUGGCAGCACCAGCAGCACCAGCACCAGCAACUGCUGCUGGGUGAGGCGGGAGCAAGAAGGAUGGGGGUGCUGUGGUUGGCUUGUGAACUCGCAAUCGGAGGCGGGGUGAGUCAUUGUGCAGGGCAUUGUGCGUGAACCCCGAGUCGAAGGGCUGUCGUUACGGGGAGGGACUCUGCUAGUAGGGUGUGUGGGUACGUGUGCACUGCUUUGUUGUCAUCCUCUUAUGUUUCAAUGUUGACGAAUUCGUUCGUGCAUGCGUGUGUCCUUUUACACACAUUCAACGGGGUAACGAUGUUAUCAUUUCGUGGGGGCUUCCUAGCAGCAGGGUAGCUGCUGGGACAGUUACAUCAGUGUGAACCCUCGUCCAUUAUUACGGUCGUAUGGCCGACGUCGCUCACUGCGUUCACCUUUAUGGGUAUCGAAAUCGUGCCCUUUCACCAAAGGUUAUUGUUGGUGCCAUUGGGACGCGGAAGGGCCCAGGGCUUGGGCCCGAAGGUUUCGAAUUGGGCUGUCAGAGAGGCGAGUUGUUGAGCUGAGAUUCACUCGACACACGCCUGCACUUUUGCCAUUAAGCCUGCAAGAGGAUUGGGGGGAAAAGUAGGCGGCUGCCGUGCGGCCUUUGCGGCACCCACACGUUCGAAUCCAUGUGGGUGCGAGGUGUGGGCCCUGCAACCCUGACGCGCGUACAGCGGUGUGGUUGAGAUUGCAACCGGAGGAGUGGCGAGAGAGAGAGCGGCCCCGCAGACGGCCCGUGCUCGAAUGGGAGAGGGCCUGAGAGAGUUGGGUACUCGCUGUGAUAUGGCUUGUUAAGAACUGAAGUAUGGCAGGCCGGUGCCGCCACAGCGCUGGAGGGGGAAGGGGCUUGCCUGAAGAUGUAUCCGAACUGUGUCGCGCUCGAAGAGUGGCGAUGUGUGAUGGGUAGUACAUUUCAAUUCCAGUGGGGGGCUGUGGUGGGUAUGUAUGUCCACAUGAGGUUGCGGUUGCCGCGUUGUAACACAUGCCUCCG
Molecule: messenger RNA, 3374 nt
Organism: Chlamydomonas reinhardtii
Lineage: Eukaryota; Viridiplantae; Chlorophyta; Chlorophyceae; Chlamydomonadales; Chlamydomonadaceae
Exons: 12
Coding region: 411-2276 (621 amino acids)
Cellular component (GO): membrane
Molecular function (GO): ABC-type transporter activity; ATP binding; ATP hydrolysis activity
Source: RefSeq, a predicted model, not a curated record